Capra hircus (goat) is the source of this 423-nucleotide messenger RNA. RefSeq names its product mast cell protease 2-like. Gene Ontology annotation, biological process: proteolysis. The transcript has 3 exons. Bases 1 to 243 code for a protein of 80 amino acids. The record is from RefSeq and is a predicted model, not a curated record. NCBI's taxonomy places the organism in Eukaryota, Metazoa, Chordata, Mammalia, Artiodactyla, Bovidae. Gene Ontology annotation, cellular component: cytoplasm; intracellular membrane-bounded organelle. Gene Ontology annotation, molecular function: serine-type endopeptidase activity.
AUGCAGCCACUCCUACUCCUGAUGGCCUUUCUUUUGCUUCCUGGGAUGGAACAGAUCAUCGGGGGCACAGAGAGCAAGCCACACUCCCGCCCCUACAUGGCCUACCUGGAAAUUGUCACCUCGCGGGAGAAGCAGGUGGCUUGUGGUGGUUUCCUGAUAAGAAGCGACUUUGUGCUGACGGCUGCACACUGUGCAGGAAGGUCUGUAACAGUCACCCUCGGAGCCCAAAACAUACAAAAGUAAGAAGAUACAUGGCAGAGGAUUGAGGUCAUAAAACAGUUUCCUUACGCAAAUAUGACCCUGAUGGUCUCCACGACAUCAUGUUACUGAAGGUGCAAAUUCUUCUUCCUCUUCCCCGCUCCCUGUUCUCCAGGUUUCCUUCCCCUCUUUCUGUUCUCCAGGCUUCCUUCCCCUCUCUCUGUU